Messenger RNA from Necator americanus (New World hookworm), 228 nucleotides. RefSeq lists its product as uncharacterized. Lineage: Eukaryota; Metazoa; Nematoda; Chromadorea; Rhabditida; Ancylostomatidae. The record is from RefSeq and is a predicted model, not a curated record. Bases 1 to 228 code for a protein of 75 amino acids. The transcript is spliced from 2 exons.
AUGGAUUUUGAAGGGGCAUGGCAGGCGUUGUUUCAACUAACUGCACAACAGUAUGAACUACUUUCGGAAGCAUCCACAAGCAUUCGAAUAAUUUCCAAUGUUUUGCUUACGCUAACCGAACGAGGCAGCAAACAAUCAACAAUCGCUGGGAAAAAAUCCCCAUUUGAACAGCUUUCAUCGUUUUUUUUCCACCAUUACCAUAUCAACGGCUACAUGACUAUAGUAUGA